AGAGAGGCGCGCGCUGUAACAGGAGAGCAGCAGCUGAACGCGUACAGUAGACGCGUCGACUCGCGCAGCGGAGGAGAGUAGACACACACACACACACACACACCUGAGGAAUAGCGGCGCGAUGGCUGAUCAUCUCAUACAGAUCAAUGACUCUUCCGCCGCUUUCAACCGUUUCGCGCGGAAAGGAGCUCAGCGAAAGAAGAACGUGCACGAAGUUAAAAACCACAAAUUUAUCGCUCGAUUCUUCAAGCAGCCCACAUUCUGCAGCCACUGCACCGACUUUAUCUGGGGAUUUGGAAAGCAAGGCUUCCAGUGCCAAGUGUGCUGUUUUGUGGUCCACAAAAGAUGCCAUGAGUUUGUUUCAUUCUCCUGUCCAGGGGCCGACAAGGGCCCUGACACAGAUGAUCCCAGAAGCAAGCACAAGUUCAAGAUCCACACCUACGGCAGUCCCACCUUCUGCGACCACUGCGGAUCGCUGCUGUAUGGCCUCAUCCACCAAGGGAUGAAAUGUGACACCUGUGACAUGAACGUUCAUAAGCAGUGUGUGAUGAACGUGCCAAGUCUGUGCGGGACCGACCACACUGAACGCAGAGGAAGACUUUUCCUCAAGAUUGAGGUCAGCGGAGACAGACUUCACGUCACAGUGGGUGAGGCCCGAAAUCUGAUUCCCAUGGACCCCAAUGGUCUGUCAGACCCGUAUGUGAAGCUCAAACUCAUCCCGGACCCCAAGAAUGAGACCAAGCAGAAGACCCGCACCAUCCGCUCCUCGCUCAACCCCACCUGGAACGAGUCCUUCAUCUUUAAGUUAAAGCCAUCGGAUAAGGAGCGCCGUCUGUCCGUGGAGGUGUGGGAUUGGGACAGAACCACCCGUAAUGACUUCAUGGGCUCCAUGUCCUUUGGUGUGUCUGAGCUGAUCAAAGCUCCUCUGUGUGGCUGGUAUAAGAUGUUAAACCAGGAAGAGGGUGAGUACUACAACGUGCCCAUCCCAGAGGAGAGUGACAUUAACCUGGAGAUGCGGCAGAAGUUUGAGGCCUUUCAGUUCAAUAUCCACCUGCUGAAGAAAGCCAGGCUCGGCCCUGGGAAGAAAGUCAUCACUCCCACUGAUCACCGUCGCUUCAGUUUACCAUCCGGAAACAUGAACAGAGUUCAACUCAGUGACUUCCAUUUUCUGGCUCUUCUGGGCAAAGGCAGUUUUGGGAAGGUUAUGUUAGCAGAGAUGAAGUCCACUGAGGAGCUGUACGCCAUUAAAAUCUUGAAGAAGGACGUGGUGAUCCAGGAUGAUGAUGUGGAGUGCACAAUGGUGGAGAAGAGAGUGCUGGCCCAGAGAGAAAAGCCACCUUUCCUCACCCAGCUGCACUCCUGCUUCCAAACUGUGGAUCGUCUGUACUUUGUAAUGGAGUACAUUAACGGUGGAGACCUGAUGUAUCACAUCCAGCAAGUGGGCAAGUUUAAGGAGCCACAAGCCGUAUUCUAUGCAGCAGAGAUUGCUGUCGGACUCUUCUUUCUUCAUAGGAAGGGAGUUAUUUACAGAGAUCUAAAGUUGGAUAAUGUGAUGUUGGACUCCGAGGGCCACAUCAAGAUUGCAGACUUUGGCAUGUGUAAGGAACACAUGUAUGAGGGCAUGACGACACGCACCUUCUGUGGAACGCCGGAUUACAUCGCCCCGGAGAUAAUCGCCUAUCAGCCGUAUGGGAAGUCGGUGGACUGGUGGGCAUACGGUGUGCUCCUCUACGAGAUGCUGGCUGGGCAGCCUCCAUUUGAUGGCGAGGAUGAGGAUGAGCUGUUUCAGUCCAUUAUGGAGCACAAUGUGUCCUACCCCAAAUCCCUGUCUAAAGAGGCAGUGUCCAUCUGUAAAGGGCUGAUGACGAAGCAUCCAUCCAAGCGUCUAGGUUGCAGUCCAGAGGGUGAGAGAGAUAUAAAAGAGCAAGCUUUCUUCCGCAGAAUCGACUGGGAACGGUUGGCAAACAGAGAGAUCCAGCCUCCUUUCAAACCCAAAGUGUGCGGCAAAGCGGCAGAGAACUUCGACAAAUUCUUCACCCGCACGCAGCCCAUGCUGACCCCUCCAGACCAACUGGUCAUCGCCAACAUCGACCAGAGCGAAUUCUCUGGAUUCUCUUUCAUAAACCCAGAGUUCAUCCACCCAUCAACGCUUCACAGUGUGGUAUGAGACGGCCCGAUGAAGAAGAGGACCGCCCGUCCUGCUCAAACUAACUACCACAUCCACAUUAUUUAUGAACUCACCAAAUCUUUGUAGACAGUUGAAUACCCUUUAUCUGAACAUAUCUGAACUGAGGAGGGCUGGAGAAGGGGGUCUGAUGGCUGAAGGGAAUAUAUCACGAGCAUUUUAAGGCGCCAAAGACAAAUUAGAAUUUUAUGAGGUUCCAUCUCGGUUAGGGUGCUGCU
Molecule: messenger RNA, 2403 nt
Organism: Carassius carassius (crucian carp)
Lineage: Eukaryota; Metazoa; Chordata; Actinopteri; Cypriniformes; Cyprinidae
Gene: prkcab
Product: protein kinase C, alpha, b
Exons: 18
Coding region: 122-2167 (681 amino acids)
Biological process (GO): protein phosphorylation
Molecular function (GO): diacylglycerol-dependent serine/threonine kinase activity; zinc ion binding; ATP binding
Source: RefSeq, a predicted model, not a curated record